AUUGCCUAUUCACUAUUGAUAAGUGAACUCUUUCUCUCUCUGUCGCGCGCGAAGUGAAGAAAAAUUGCAGAACUCCAGAACUUUACUUCACGUCCACGAAUCACAACACUCCUUCGCUCCGACUCCACAAUUAACAGCAGAGUGUAAUUCAAUGCGUCUUUCCAAAAUCCAGCUGUUGCGCCAUGUGCCCAACUCUACAACUCGCGCUUCAUUUCUUUCACAUUUCUCAACUAAACCUGAAAUCAACACUUCUUCUCCACUGCCCGAAAUCCAAGGAGCAGAAGCGCCACAAAAUUCUGAUAUUGAAACCAUCACCAUAACUGAUGCAACCCAUUGGAGUAGACGCAUCCACAAGCUAUGUAUUGUUGAUCAUGAUGCCGACGCGGCACUCCGCCUUCUCCACCAGCUCUACCUCCGCGGCUUCCGGCCCAACUCCCUUAAUAUCAGCAGCAUUCUCCAUGCUCUCUGCAAUUCCAAUCGUUUUGCGGAAGCCCAUCAUCGCUUUUUUCUCUUCAUUUCCUCCGGUUGCGCCCCCGACGAACGUACUUGUAACGUGCUCAUCGCCCGCCUCCUGGAUGGACGUGAUCCUUAUUGUACAUUACGUUUGAUAAAUACGUUGGUGGCUGAGAAGCCUGAGUUUGUGCCUUCAUUGGUGAAUUAUAAUCGUCUGGUUGAUGGGUUCUGUAAGUUGGGAAGAUUGGAUGCCGCCCAUUUGAUGUUGUAUCAUAUGAUGAGGAGGGGUCAUUGUCCAAAUGUUGUUUCGUAUACUACUUUGAUUAAUGGAUAUUGUAGGAUUGAGGAUGUGGGUGCUGCUGAAAAGGUGUUUGAUGAAAUGUUAGAGUACGGAGUUCGAUCCAAUGCGUUUACUUACAGUACUUUGUUUUCUGGUUUUCUGAGGAAAAGAGAGUUUGAAAACGGGAAAAAGUUUAUGAGAAAAGUUUGGGAGGCUAUGGGGAGGGAGGGGGAUGUGCAGGUUAAUAAUGCAGCUUUUUGCAAUGUAAUUGAUUCUUUGUGUAGACAAGGGUAUUUUCAUGAAGUGUUUAAGAUUGCUGAAGAUAUGCCGCAGGGGAAGAAUGUUCUUGAAGAAUUUGCUUAUGGGCAAAUGAUUGAUUCGCUAUGUAGGUUUGAGAGGUACAAUGGUGCUGCAAGGAUUGUUUAUAUGAUGAGAAAGAGAGAUUUUAUUCCAAGUUUGGUUUCAUAUAAUUCAAUUAUACAUGGUCUAUGCAAGGAUGGUGAUAUCUUAAGGGCAUACCAGUUGUUGGAAGAAGGGAUGCAGUUUGGAUACUCUCCCUCCGAGUUUACAUAUACAGUCUUGGUUGAGGGUCUUUGUCGUGAAUAUGAUCUGGCUAAAGCGAAAGAGGUUCUUAAUAUGAUGUUGAGUAGGGAAGGUGUGGAUAGGACUAGAAUGUAUAAUAUUUAUUUGAGGGCUCUUUGUCAUAUGAAUAAUCCUACUGAGCUUUUAAACGUACUUGUUUUAAUGUUUCAGUCCCAGUGCCAGCCAGAUAUUAUUAGUCUCAAUACUGUAAUUAAGGGAUUUUGUAACAUGGGGAGAGUUAAAGAGGCUUUGCAGGUGUUUGAUGAUAUGAUCAUGGGGAAAUUUUGUGCUCCAGAUGAGGUCACCUACAGUACUAUUAUUCAUGGACUCCUAAAUGCGGGAAAGGCUGAAGAAGCUGUCUAUUUCUUGCGUAAUGUUAUGCCUGAGAAGGGUUUUUCUCCUAGUGUUGUGACUUAUAAUGCUGUACUUCGUGGAUUAUUUAAACUUGGCCUAGCGAAUGAAGCUAUGGAAGUUUUUAAUAAUAUGGUUUGCAGCAGGGUGCCUGCUGAUUGCAUAACUUACACUGCUGUAAUUGAGGGGCUAUGUGAAUCUAAGUGCAUAGAUGAUGCUAAGAAGUUCUGGAACAAUGUUGUUUGGCCCACAGGAGUUCAUGAUAAUUUUGUUUAUGCUGCCUUACUUAAAGGGCUUUGCCACUUCGACAAAUUCAAUGAGGCCUGUAAUUUACUUUAUGAACUGGCAGAUUGUGGUGUUACACUCAACAAUGUAAAUUAUAACAUUGUCCUUGACUGCGCUUGCGAGUUAGGUUUGAAAAGAGAAGCUUAUCAGAUUGUCGGUGAAAUGAGAAAAAAUGGAGUAGUGCCAGAUGCUGUAACAUGGAGAAUAUUGGAUAAAUUGCAUCAUAGUUUAGGACAGCCAGAAUCUGGAGGAUCAACAGCUCAGUCCAUUGUGCUAAAAUUUGUAUGAUUGUUUGAGCAUAUUUAAGUAUGAAAACUACUUUAACAUUGUUGAUAAGUACUGUAUCUGACAUGGUACUUUCUCUCAAGACCCAUUAAUGUUCUUAUUCUUCUUGCA
This is a messenger RNA of Sesamum indicum (sesame), 2347 nucleotides long. NCBI's taxonomy places the organism in Eukaryota, Viridiplantae, Streptophyta, Magnoliopsida, Lamiales, Pedaliaceae. The record is from RefSeq and is a predicted model, not a curated record.